Molecule: messenger RNA, 1026 nt
Organism: Fusarium oxysporum Fo47
Lineage: Eukaryota; Fungi; Ascomycota; Sordariomycetes; Hypocreales; Nectriaceae
Product: concanavalin A-like lectin/glucanase domain-containing protein
Exons: 5
Coding region: 1-1026 (341 amino acids)
Biological process (GO): glucan catabolic process
Molecular function (GO): hydrolase activity, hydrolyzing O-glycosyl compounds
Source: RefSeq, a predicted model, not a curated record
AUGUUGCGAAACACAGUUCUCGCUCUUCUCAUCGCCGCCGAGGCAACUCAUGGUCAGGCGGCCUUCACACUGAGAAAGACCUACGACUCCAGUAACUUCCUGGACUCGUUCAACUUCAGAGACCGUGCCUACUUUGAUAGUAUUGACCCUGGCUACGAGGGUGACCCGACCGGUGGCUCCGUCAACUACUUGAGCAGGAGCCAAGCAGUGGCCUCUGGCAUCGUCAACACCAAUAAUGGCAAGGUUCAUCUUGGUGUAAACUCCGUUGAUAAAGCUGCGCUCCUUACGCCCGGUGGAUCGAGGCAUGGGCGUGGCAGCGUUCGUCUUGAGUCGAAGGAAUCCUAUAGCUCGGGCAUUCUCAUCGCUGAUAUUGAGCAUAUGCCCGGAACUGCAUGUGGUGUCUGGCCUGCUUACUGGUCUUACAACUUUGACGAGGAUCCGGUCGGCGAGAUCGAUAUCAUUGAGGGUAUUAACGGUAACCAGAACGGCAACUAUGUUUCUCUCCACACUUGUGGAGCAUGUAUCUUCAACCGUCCUGGAGGUGCUGACCCUCGAAAUAAUUGCAAUAUCGGCGGCUCUGACACCCGAUACUGCACGGACGGUAACAACUACUCCGGGUGCGGAAACACCAUGCCUUCAGGCUCUUACGGCAAGACCUUCAACGCUAAUAAGGGAGGCGUUUACGCCACCUGGCUGACAACAGAGGCCGUCAAAAUCUGGUGGUUCCCUCGAAACAACAUUCCCGCCGAUAUCAAGAACGGCAAGCCUGAGCCCAACACCUGGGGUCAACCAGCUACAUCUCAGUUUGUCAAUGCGAAUGGCAACUGCGAUGUUGGAAGGUACUUCAAGAAGCAGACUAUUAUUUUCAACACGGCGUUUUGCGGAAGCAACAUCGAUCAGGGUAUCUGGAACCAGGAGUGUAGAGCUUCUACUGGCUAUGCCACGUGUGACGAUUACGUUACCAACCAGCCUGGUGCUUUCAAGGAGGCGUAUUGGACUAUUAACUCUCUGAAGCUGUACCAGUGA